Phytomonas sp. Hart1 is the source of this 1311-nucleotide messenger RNA. The record is from the annotation of a GenBank genome assembly. NCBI's taxonomy places the organism in Eukaryota, Euglenozoa, Kinetoplastea, Trypanosomatida, Trypanosomatidae.
AUGGAUAGGCUUGAUCACUACACAAUUUUGGGCAUUUCGCGAUCUGCAAACAAGGAUAUGAUCCGCCAAGCGUACAAGGUGAAAGCGCUUGAGUUGCAUCCUGACAAAAAUCCGGGCGGUGAGGAUAUUUUCAAGCUAGUUUCGAAUGCGUAUCAGAUAUUAACUGACCCUUCCAAGCGAUCGGCUUACGAUAACGAGUUAUUGCGCCGUGAGUAUCGUUCUGGAACGUCAAUGCGCCCGCCUUUUUGUAAACCGUCACGGUCUCCCGGCGCAGCGAGCAGCAGUUCACCUCAUAAUGCAGGAUCCCCUCACAAGCCCCGCUUUCCUACCGAAGAGGAGCUAUUCAAGGAUAUUUAUGAGCAGUACAAAAAGAGUGCGUAUACGGCUCGUGGAAAUGCGCGUGGUUGUGGCUUCCGCACCUCUGGAAUCUCGGAAGAGGGGUCAUUUGCCGAGUGGUUUAAGAAAAAACAAGAGGAGCUUCGAUGUGCGGAGGAGAUUACUAAGGCUAAGGCAGAAUACGCCAAGAACUUAGAGCGCGAGGAACAGAAGCGCGCGGAGGAAUGGCGUGAGUUGCAGCGGCAACGCGAGAAAGAGCGAGAGGAGGAGCUGGCGAAUGCUCGUGCGAAACGAGUUGCGGAAGAGGAAGCCUUACGCCGAGCCAAGGCGGAUGAGCUCAACUCCCUGCGAGCAGCGGCCCAUCAACAGAGAAUGGAGGAAUUUGCGAGGGUUCAGAAAGCACAGCAAGUGGAGAUGGAGCGCCAUUUGCGUGAACUUGCUGAGCAGAAACAGCAGCUUGAGGAAGAGCGUCGUAAAAUGGCGGAUGAGCGUGAGAGAGCUGCGCAAGUGGUUGAAAAUCAUCGCAGCAAUCGGUUUGUUCUUCAAAAACAACGUGAGGAGGCGCUGUUGCGGGCUGUGCGCGAGGCGGAUGAAAAGCUGCGAGAGGCUCGUGAGCAAAAAACUUAUCACGAAGCGCAGCAAAAGCUUAAAGAACUAGAGCGGUUAAAUGAAGAAAAAUUGCGACGGGAAGAAGAAGAAAGGCAGCGGGAAGAGUACGCGAAAGAAGAAGCCAUGCGCAAGAAGUUCGAAGAACAAGACGAUUUAGCUCGUCGCCGUGCUUCGAACGAUCUUAAUGAGCAGCGUAAGCGUGUGAUUGGUCUUAUGAUGGAGGAGAGGCGACACCAGAUGGAAGAUGUCGCCGCGAUGCGUCGUGAAACGGAUCGAAUUGAAGCAGAGAUGCGCGCUAAGUUGGAUGCAUUGCGGGAAGCGAAAAAAGCUGGUAAACCUAUAAAUUUAGAUGAAUGGAAGUUGUGA